Epinephelus fuscoguttatus (brown-marbled grouper) is the source of this 642-nucleotide messenger RNA. Its product is annotated as histone-lysine N-methyltransferase set-1-like. The record is from RefSeq and is a predicted model, not a curated record. Lineage: Eukaryota; Metazoa; Chordata; Actinopteri; Perciformes; Serranidae. The coding region runs from base 111 to 470 and encodes 119 amino acids. The transcript is spliced from 4 exons. Gene Ontology annotation, molecular function: protein binding.
GUGUGUUUACACAGGAAUACAUCGAACCAAAAAGUUUUGUGGUGGAGUACAGGGGAGUUUUGUCCCUGAGUGUAGGAGCAGAUGACAAAAGCAAAUAUAUAUUCGAUUUCAUGUGGAAUGGGAAGCGCUACUGCAUAGAUGCUUCAAAAGAGGAUGGAACACUGGGACGACUAGUGAAUGAUGAUCACAUACAGCCCAACUGUAAAGUCAAAAGAAUAAUGGUCCAAGGAAAGCCACACUUGUGUCUUUUUGCUGUCAAGGAAAUCUUUCCAGGCGAGGAGAUCACAUAUAACUAUGGCGAUUCCUCUUGGCCAUGGCGCUCAAUGGCACCCGGUGAAGAACAGUCUCACCCGAAGUUGAGAGGAAGUGAGCCAGGCUCAGAAAAGUCACAGGAGGUGUGCAGCGGUCGUGAUUUGAUGACAGAGGUCAGGGCAGCUCCGUCAACAUUAAAGGAUGACAUUGUAAGUUGACAGUAUUCUUGUAAUAUCAUGAUUUUACUUCUAGACAUAAUACUGUUUUGUUUGAUCUUAUGACUGUGCUCAGAAGUCUUCACACUUUUGAAUGUUGUACACUACAUGUACCUGCCACAGCACAGGACUGUCAGGACAAAGUGUCCUGUAAGGACAGUAGGAAUUGGGUUUG